CUACGGAGGUGAAGGCCCCUGGUUUGAAUCCUGGCUACUCACAUUGCGGUGUGUCCUUGGGCAAGGCACUUUAUCACAUUUGCCUCAGUCGACCCAGCUGUAAAUGGGUACCAGCAAAUUGCUGGGGGUAAGGUAUAAAUUGUUUUAACUGUUCUUAAAAUAGGGUCGCUCCAAAGCUCUGCAGAGCCUAUGUUAAUUGUUCCAAAAAGCGACGGUAAAUAAAAUUUACCUUUACCUUUACCUUAUAAGAUGAAAGACAAUAACACAAAACCAUGAUCUUUUGCAUGCAGUCACAUUUUCAAUAAGUGCAGCAAUAGACUAGUUGAACCAUUGAACAGUGUGUCUUCGACUUGACGAUGUACUCUCCAAAGCCUCUGUGGACAUCGCGACUGGAGAGGGUUAAAAACUGCUCAAGGCAGAGUGAGAUGGGCAUCUUCCAUGUGUGUGUUGUUAAAAUGACUUAUGCCAAACUUAUAUAUACACUGUACAUUCUAUUCUUCACCUAAGCAGAGAGUCCGGGGAGUGACUGGACGGAAGACUUAACGCAUACAGUUUCGGCUCAUAUACAGCAGCGGUGGGUAGAGCAUUCUAAACUGGUAUGGUGCAUGGGAAAAUUGAAUGUUGUUAUACAUUCACACGGCAGUGAGGCUGCAAGAACUUGUGGUCAUCAGUUUGUCUGGUGGUUCGAAUAAUUGCUUUAAUAGGUUGCAUGUGACUUGAAAACAAUAAGCAUAAAACAGUAAUGGCAAGAUGGUUCUGUUAAAGUCAAGUUUUGUCUGUGGGAAGUCUGUGUGGAUAAACUUUCUAAGAAGGUACACAGCCCGGCCAAUCAAACCAAGAAAGGCAAAGGCUGAAGGAUCCACUACUGAACAUUUUGUGGAUUUCAAGAAAGUACAGGUACUUGGUGGAAGGGGUGGUAAUGGCUGUAUCUCAUUCCACAGUGAGCCUAGAAAAGAGUUUGGUGGACCUGAUGGUGGGAAUGGUGGUCACGGUGGACAUGUUAUAAUCACAUGUACUCGUAAUAAGAACUCACUGGGUCAUUUGAAAUCAGUUAUUAAAGCAGAAUCUGGUAUAAAUGGAAGAAAUUCUGACAGACAUGGAAAAAAUGCUGAACAUUUUUACAAUGAGGUACCAAUUGGAACAGUGGUUAGAGAUGAAGAGGGUAAGGAGCUCUCCAGUUUAGAUUGUGAACGAGAAUACUACAUAGCUGCACGAGGUGGUGCAGGGGGUAAGGGGAACAAAAAUUUUGCUUCUAGUGAGGACACAACCCCACGGUAUGCUGAAGAGGGAGCACCAGGAGAAGACAGGGUCCUAUACCUCGAACUGAAAACCAUGGCUCAUGCUGGACUGAUUGGUUUCCCAAAUGCAGGAAAAUCCACAUUACUGAGAGCAAUAUCUAGAGCACGACCUAAAGUGGCCCCUUACCCCUUUACGACCCUUCAUCCUCAUGUUGGUAUUGUAGAAUAUGAUGACUUUGAACAAGUGGCAGUUGCUGAUAUACCAGGGCUUAUACCAGAUGCUCACAAAAAUCGUGGUCUCGGAAUUUCAUUUCUACGUCAUAUUGAGCGCUGUGUGUGCCUGCUGUUUGUGAUAGACCUGUCUGUUGACGAGCCAUGGAUGCAGUUAGAUCACCUAAAGUUUGAGCUAGAACAGUAUAAAGCGGGAUUAUCAGAACGGCCACAUGCUGUGAUAGGUAAUAAAAUGGAUUUAGAAAUCUCCAAGAAAAAUUUUAUCGAGUUACAAAAGCGGACGGACAUGCCUCUAUUUCCAGUAUCAGCUGAAAAAAGACUCAACUUGAAGCCUUUGUUAAUGCAUUUAAGAAAAAUGUAUGAUAUUAACAAUGUUGAGGGCGACUAUGGGUGAAAUAAGUACGUUUGUUAAUAAAGAUAUAUACAGUAAUUGUC
This is a messenger RNA of Mercenaria mercenaria, 1904 nucleotides long. RefSeq names its product mitochondrial ribosome-associated GTPase 2-like. The record is from RefSeq and is a predicted model, not a curated record. Gene Ontology annotation, cellular component: mitochondrion. Gene Ontology annotation, molecular function: GTPase activity; magnesium ion binding; GTP binding. The transcript has 7 exons. Lineage: Eukaryota; Metazoa; Mollusca; Bivalvia; Venerida; Veneridae. Bases 751 to 1863 code for a protein of 370 amino acids.